CCCGACGACUCGGACGUGUAGUAUUCCGGAGUCGGGUUCGAGUAGUUGACGGACUCUCCCGACGCGAUCGUCAGAAGCGAUUUGCACAGCCCGAUGAUGGCGUGGAUCAGGCUGAGAAUCGACAGGAGUAUCAUCCUUAUGGCGUUCUCGAAAAUCAUCAGAACGUCUCGAUGUUGGCCUCUUCACCCGCUGUCGGUCCCCGUGCGUCCCCGCCGAUGGAUCCAGUCGGUGCAGUGAGCAAUUUUCUAUCGACUGAGUCGAGAGAUCGGAUCGAACGUUGUCAGGCUGGUGCCAUCCUCUCCGUCGCUCAGUCCUGCGAUAAACUUUGGCCACAUUCCGCAAGUGCUCGAGGAGUGCAGGAGUGGAUUCCGACUAGACAGAUAAUUACUCAUGGGGCUCUUGAAAAAGCUCGAAAUUGACUACUCUGAGCAGAAUUCCAGCAGAAGUGGCACAGCUGACGAGACCGAGAAUACAGACGGCGAUGACUUCCCCUGGCGAGUACUCGACAAUCCGGUUUUCGCCAACAGACCCGAGCUUUGCCGAUCGACUUCUAUCCCGGGAGUUUCAAGAAUCCUAACGAAUGGCGUCUCCAGGAAUCGAGCGGAAGCGAAACAGGCUACAGCUGCGGCCAAACUGCCUCCGAAACCUGCGGCCCCCGAUGCUGUCAAGCGUUUACAGCGUUCGAGCUUAACGCCGUCGACGUCAACUUCGACUUGCACGACUGCGAGGAGAAAAAUACCGGAGAGAAGGUGGAGGUCCAGGUUAAGGGAAUCCGAGAGGUUUAGGAACGUGUUCGCACCUCUUUGGAAGUUGCUGUCUCUUCAUUAGUCUGCGGUCGACGGCAUUUGGACCGAGUCCUUGCCCAAAUACACCCACUCUCGGUGAUGCCACAUGUAGACCCUGGCGGCGUGGAAGUAGUACGGUAGAUACUCGUAGCUCUUAUGUUUGUAGCGGACCAGAUAGUCGCCACAUUCCAGAGGCAGCGCCGGGUCGUAGAAUUGCAGCAUAGGCCUGGCCACCUCCUUCUGAUGGUGAACGAUCAGGUCCGUCUCUCUGGGUUUGAAGUGCUCGUCCACUCUCCCGGGUUGGGUGCCAUUGUACUCUGGCUUUUCUGCAUCUUGAUCCUGAUUUGCAGUUCCUACAGCGGGUUCUGCCUCGGCUGCUUGUGAAUCUUGCUUCAGUGAUCUGAUCAGCUGUAAUCCGCAUCUAGGCCUUCGAGCCACGUUCCGAAGGCGGCGACCUCCGGCGGUGUGAUGGGUGUUCCGGAUGCGUUCUAAUGCAUCUCGUCUAGCUUGCGCUGGGCUCGCUGCUCUACGGUGACUCGAAGUAUGCUCCGUCCAUAUUCGAGCUAUUACUCGACCCCGGACUGGAUCUGGUCUAGAUCUGCCUUCCAUGAAUUGCCUUAUUCACGUGUCGGUCUCGGAGAUGUAUGAGAGAGUGAUUUCUGUGUUGCAGAUGGAUCCUUCACUGUAC
Messenger RNA from Marchantia polymorpha subsp. ruderalis, 1473 nucleotides. NCBI's taxonomy places the organism in Eukaryota, Viridiplantae, Streptophyta, Marchantiopsida, Marchantiales, Marchantiaceae. The record is from the annotation of a GenBank genome assembly.